AUGGCUUCUCGUCCCCAAGGAGAAGCUCUCGAUGAUGUCGAGCACAACCCUCACGCUUCCUCCAACAGAUGGCGUCAUCAAGAGAGCUCGGCUUUCGCGCGUCAUGCCGUCGCCGCCCACGCUCAGCCCCGCGAUCCCCAAGAACGAGGAACCACGAACGAUCUGGCCAGCUUCCUGAACCGCGACCGUGUCGAGCCCGAGAACCCCAAUGCUGCUCCCAAUUUCAAACCCAUUAUGAUCGCCGCCGGUGAGGCUGCUGGCCAGGAGGAGCCGCGCUCGAACCCGACUCACGCCAACGAGCAGGAACCCCCUGACGGCAGGGAGAUCAUCUGCGGCCCGCUACUCAACUACCGCAGGAUGGACGGCGACCGUUGGUACGGGAGUGUCUUGAUUGUCGCCAAGGGCGGCGGUAAGACGCAGAGUUUCGCUCCUCACCUGGUUCUACGCCCUGCCGACACGGUCAAUGGCCGGCAGGCUCAUGCUGAGACGAAUGGAGUGGAUGGCACCAACGGCGCCGUCAAUGCCUCCGACUCCGGCGCAGCAACCGGCAGCAACACGAAUGACGCGGAAAUUCAGGGGCAAUGCCUCUACUCCGACCCGCGCAAUACCUUCUGGGCCUUCGACAUAUCUCUUGUUCUCAGUCAAGCCGAGGCGAAGUGGGAGUACUUGAUUCCGGAUAUGCGACAGUCCGCCACCAUCCGACCCGACCGCUAUCACUUCUUCGUCCCCCCCAUCCACGAGUCGAUGCGCAUCAUGUUCCAUUCUUGCAACGGAUUCAGUGUGGGUACGGACGAAGACGCCUGGAGUGGUCCCGCCCUGUGGAACGAUGUCAACAGGCACCACAAAGAACGGCCAUUUCAUGUCAUGCUCGGAGGAGGUGAUCAGAUCUACAACGACGGCAUUCGAGUCGACGGGCCCCUGCGUGAAUGGACCGAGAUCUCGAACCCCAAGAAGCGCAAACACUUCCCCUUUCCGGAGAAGCUUCGCCAGGCUUGCGACGACUACUACUUGAAGAACUACAUUCGCUGGUACUCAACGGAGCCCUUCGCGACUGCCAAUGCCCAGAUCCCCCAGCUCAACAUAUGGGAUGACCACGAUAUCAUCGACGGGUUCGGUUCUUACGUCGACGACUUCAUGCGAUGCGACGUGUUCAGGGGCAUUGGUGGAACUGCUCACAAGUACUACAUGCUGUUCCAGCACCACCUUCCCCCGCCAGCGUCUACCUAUACCUCGGACCAUACCACGACAUCCGAGGGCCAAGGUCUCGACCCCAAUCAGCUCAUGGACAGCUAUGUUGCCCCUGCCAAAUCAGACCCCAGUUACAUUGUUGGAAAGCAGCCCGGCCCCUAUGUGGCUGAGCACUCGCAUAACAUGUUCGCCCGAUUGGGAGCGCGUAUUGCCUUCCUCGGUAUUGACGCUCGAACCGAGCGUACGCGCCACCAAAUCAACUAUCCAGAGACGUACGACUUGAUCUUUGGCCGCCUGAGGCAGGAGCUGAAGUCGGCUGCCGAAUCGGGGCGCCCGUUCAAGCACUUGAUUCUCCUGCUGGGAAUCCCGAUAGCAUACCCUCGCUUGACCUGGCUCGAGAAUGUUUUCAGGAGCCCUAUCAUGGGCCCCGUGAAGUUCUUGAACCGCAGAUUCGGCUUCGCUGGUGGUGUCUUUAACCACUUCGACGGCAGCAUCGACUUGCUCGAUGAUCUCGACGACCACUACACGGCCAGGACCCAUAAAAAGGAGCGCAACGCUCUCGUCGAGAGGCUGCAGGCCAUUUCGUCCGAGUUCUCGGUCCGCAUAACCAUUUUGGGUGGUGAUGUGCACUUGGCGGCCAUGGGCCGCUUCUACUCCAACCCUCGCCUCAAGAUUGCCACAGAGAACGACCACCGCUACAUGGCCAAUGUGGUCUCUUCGGCCAUCACCAAUAAGCCGCCGCCAGCGGCUAUUGCGAACCUGCUGGCCAGGCGGAACAAGAUCCACCAUCUGAACCACGACACUGACGAGACCCUGCUCAAGUUCUUCGACAAGGACCCGGGUGACUCGAGCAAGACGUCGGGCUCCAACCAUGUAACGAUGCCCAGUCGCAACUUUGCCAUAUUGACUGAAAACUCGCCCAACCAGGGACUUGCGGCGCCUACCAGCGGCGAUACGCGAUCUGUGAUUUCGGGCAAGGGCGGGCAUGAUUUCCUACACAAUGGCGAGGUCGAGUCCGGCUCAAAGCAUAAGGCUGCCGGGAAACAGCACGGUACCGGCAAUGACGGCAGCUUGGACAUCUGCAUCCGUGUCGAGAUCGAUCAAUCCAACCGCGAAGGUAUCACUGAGGGCUACGGUGUCACUGUGCCUCAACUCAUAUACCAGAGUCAGCCUGAGCCGGUCGAGGCAUUCCCUGAGCAGGAGCGCCCCAAUGGGCACGGAGAAUAG
Messenger RNA from Colletotrichum higginsianum IMI 349063, 2415 nucleotides. Its product is annotated as Transcription factor. The record is from RefSeq and is a predicted model, not a curated record. Gene Ontology annotation, cellular component: membrane. Bases 1 to 2415 code for a protein of 804 amino acids. NCBI's taxonomy places the organism in Eukaryota, Fungi, Ascomycota, Sordariomycetes, Glomerellales, Glomerellaceae. The transcript is spliced from 9 exons.